This is a messenger RNA of Clunio marinus, 645 nucleotides long. NCBI's taxonomy places the organism in Eukaryota, Metazoa, Arthropoda, Insecta, Diptera, Chironomidae. The record is from the annotation of a GenBank genome assembly.
AUGCAGACAUGGAAAACCGUUUUUCUAAUUAUUGUGUCAAUUUCUUUUAUUCAAAGUGUGAAAUUAGAACCAAAUUUUUAUUAUGAUGGCAGUGAACAGUUUAGUGGUUCAAAACAAACUGUCAAUGGGAAGAUAAAAGGUUUAAGAGUUACCGUUGAUACAUCGGAAAUAAAAGACCAUCAUAGGAACAGUGAAAAUGAGUUUUGGUCUUCUUCGCGACCUUCAGAGAACAAGAAAACUGUUGGUGUUAGAACUGAUGUUAGAUUUGAAAUAACAAAUGAAUCAAAUGAUGGAAGAAAACCUGCUGAAGGUUACAGCUAUGGAAUAUCAGGAAGUGGUAACCAACCAUCACCUCCAAGAGAAAUUGAUAUGAGUAUUAGAUACCCGUCGUGGACGACAGAAAGAAAUAUCGACAGUCACGGUCCAAUCAGUUUUCAUCGUGGUGAACCAUAUGACUAUCAACCUAAGCCAACACAAAAGCCAAUUAAAGCGAUGAAGUCACCACAGUCAGUGGAUUACCAUCAGCAUUUGCUGCAUCAUCAUAAGGAACAUAAAAUUUACCUUCCAUGCAGUUGCAAAGAAUAUCCUGGACCCUACACAUCUUAUUCUCAUGAAUCAUUCCAUCCUGAAUAUUAUACAGAUUAA